This is a messenger RNA of Lachnellula hyalina, 4935 nucleotides long. RefSeq names its product WSC domain-containing protein. The transcript has 6 exons. The record is from RefSeq and is a predicted model, not a curated record. NCBI's taxonomy places the organism in Eukaryota, Fungi, Ascomycota, Leotiomycetes, Helotiales, Lachnaceae. The coding region runs from base 1 to 4935 and encodes 1644 amino acids.
AUGACUUCCUCAAUAGCGAAGAUGAAGCUGUCUCAGAUCUUCUCUACUACCUUCGUUGUUACUUCCAUUCUCUCAUUUGUUAACCAGGUCCACUCUCUCGCUUCGACGGAUACCAUCACUUGGGGAGGUGAUAAUUCUAGGACUGGAUAUCAAUCUAAUCAUAAUAUGGAUCCUUCAAUUGUUGGAUCCUCACAAUUUGGCCAGCUUUUCGUGACUCAGUUGCCGGGCACAUAUAACGGUGCCAAGGAGCAACUCUAUGCUCAGCCUCUAGUGUAUACCCCGUCUGCGGAUGGUACACAGUAUGUCUAUCUGGCAACGACGCAGAACAACAUCUACAAAGUCAACGCGAAGACCGGCGCCAUUGUUGCACAACGAAACUUACACAUUCCAUUUUUAGCUGCCGACUUAAAUGGGUGUGUUGACAUCACCCCUUGCAUCGGUUCCACGGCAACCGGCGUCAUUGACCCGGAUACCGAUACAUGGUACUUGACAACGAAGACAUAUGCAAACCAGGAUGGUGGGACUGUCGCCCAAGGCAAGCCCAAUGGGAGAUACUAUGUUCACGCUAUUGAUGUCAAAGAUCUCAGCGAGCGGCCGAACUUCCCUGUAAAUCUCGAGGGUACCGUGGCAAGGAACAAUCCCAUUCGAAGUUUCAAUGGUGGUAUUCAUCAUCAGCGACCUGCCAUACUCCAUACCGGACAGUUUAUCUACGCUGGGUUUGCGUCACACUGCGUCCAAUACAAUUUUACUGGAUGGAUCAUGGGUUGGGACAAGACAACCGGGGCUACGGUUGAAAGAUAUGCAACUGAAGGUGCUGGUGUUCCAAAUACAACCCCCGGAGGUGGUGUAUGGAUGUCGGGUGGAGGUUUGGCGUCGGAUGACGCCGGAUCGAUGUUCUUCGCCUCAGGAAACGGAUACGCUUCUCAACUCAGCACGAUUCCUGUCAAUGGUCGAAACCCGCCAACCUCACUUGAAGAAGCUGCUGUUCAUAUGACAAUCAACGAAGACGGUAGUUUAACUAUAGUAGACUUUUUUAUGCCAUGGGAGAAGACACAACUAGAUGGUGCUGAUCGAGAUCUUGGCACGACCCCUCUGGAAUUGCUUCCAAGCGAAUUCUCCUGCGGCGAUGUGAAGCGCAUCGGAGUUGUCACAGGAAAAAGUGGCAAAACUUAUUGGCUCAACUUGGACAAUUUGGGAGGAUACCAGAAUGGUCCAAACAAGCUGGAUGAUGUUAUUCAGGUAUACCAGAACGAGAAUUCUGUUUACGCUGGAGCUGGCGUUUUCCCCCUUGAGGGAGGAUAUAUCUAUAUUAACGUCAUUCAAUAUCCAAGUCAUGUCUUUAAGUUCUCAUGCGAUGCGGGAGUUCCUUCUUUCACCAAAGUUGCGGACAAUCCUACCAAAAAUGCCUAUAUUCUAGGCGUGGGACACGGAACUGUCACUUCUCUGAAUGGGCAAAUAGGAACAGGUCUUGUAUGGACUAGUGAUGUCCAAGGAUCUACCCUCCGCAUCUAUAACGCAGUACCGGUGAAUGGCCUCAUGACCCUAAUCAACUCCUUCAACUUUCCAAAUCCACUCAAGUUCACCCGACCAGUUUUUGGGGAUGGCCGAGCUUAUAUGGGAACUGCGGCAGGCGCUCUUUAUGCAUUUGGAUCGCCCGUCAAUCUCCCGAUCAAUUGCUCUUCGCCUUAUGACUUUGGAGUAUCAGACCUAAAGAAUGCGACUGCGGUUAAGACUGUUACUUGCCUGGCAAAUAUUGACGUUACGGUCACGAACAUUAGCCUGAGUGGGGAUCCAAACUUCGUCAUUAACGGGGUCCCAGGUUUACCACUUCAGGUAGCAGCUAAAAGCUCUUUCAGCCUUCAAGCAACAUUCGAUCCGCAGGCUGUUGGCCCACUGUCAUCUGAUAUUCUUGUUGGCACUACCAAUGAAGUGGCUGGCUAUAGUACUACUACCCCCAUCGGCCUGCGUGGUACUGGUCAAAGUGUGAACCCUCUGCUCUCUGUCAGUCCUGUGACUUUAGCUUUUCAAGGCGUUGUUACUGGGGCUCAAGCCGGAGGUGUAAAUCAGUCUGUGAUCUUCACAAAUCUAGGAAAUGGUAACUUGUCAAUCAGAAGCAUUCUCUACUCCACCCAGAGCGAGACCGGCCCUUUUAUUCCUGCCAACACCACCUUGUCAGGGCCGAGGGCUGGGCCAUUUACCUUCAUUGGCCUUCCAUCCACUAUUCCUGGGAAUUCUGAAGUCACUGUUACUGUCAAUUUUGAUACCUCCGCAAGUGGAAACUUUGCUGCUUAUCUAGUUGUGCAGUCGAACGGUGGUAACAAGACCUUUGAUGUGGUUGGAACCUCUGGAAGUGCCCCAGUCGCACUUCUCGAGUUCCAAACUACCGACGGCGCUGGUUGGGCACAGUACAAGUCGGGUACAAAUUUCACGUUCGGAAAUGUGACGGAGAAUACUACCCGUUCCUUGAAAAUGCGAUUGACAAACAACGCUACUACUGACAGCGCUCGACUCUCUAUCACGGUUUCGAAACCUCCUUUUGGGGUUGUAGGGAUAAUCGGAGCCAACAAUGCUGUCGAUCUCGCUGAAGGGACCACUCUCGCACCCGGAGAGAAUGCAACUGCAACUCUCUACUGCUCAGUACCCAAAGAGCAGUGGAACGAGAACCCGUACUCGGGAAGCGCACAGUGGACAAUGAAUACCGAUGAUCCAAAUUUUAGAAAGCAGUUCAUUCAAUUUGACUGUCUCGGCGUUUCGGAACAAGCUCCUCCUCUCCAGCCCAACGGUCUGGGAUAUUAUCACUACACGGGCUGCUUCAAGGAGAACAACCCCGGUCGACAACUCAAAACUCAACUCUAUGCAAAUGUAAACAACACCAUUCCUAUGUGCAUUGCAGCUUGUUCUGCAGCUGGAUAUACUUUCUGCGGUACUCAAUACAACCGCGAAUGUUGGGGAGGGCCAACAAUACCCAUCCAGGCUGUUGAUGAAGGCAACUGUAACUACCCUUGCGCCGGCGAUAUCAACCAGAUCUGCGGCGGUAACGGCAUUGGCAGUGGAGCAGGCGGAAGCUACAUCUCAUUGUUUGCUGACGCUAGAGGCUUCAGUGGAAAUGUCACGACCACCCCACCAAGCGGACCCUUUGUCAACCCUGGUGUUGGAGGUUAUACGAGCAUUGGCUGCUAUACCGAAGGCACCAGUGGUAGAGCAUUGUCCCAGCAGCUGACUCCUACUUCAAAGACAGUUGCAAAUUGUGUUAGUGCUUGUUCUGCUGGCAAUUACAAAUAUGCUGGAAUGGAAUACGGGGGAGAGUGCUGGUGUGGCAACUCUAUCAGCAAUGGUGCUAGUUUUACUGCAAGUACUGAUUGCAGCAUGACCUGUGCUGACAAUGGAACGGAGUAUUGCGGAGCUGGCUCAAGACUAAACAUGUAUCAGCGCGGGAAUGUUACACUUCCUACCACAACCAGUAAUGGCACGACUACUGGGACUGCGACUCCAACUCCAACAGGUGGUCCUCAAAUCAAGCAAACGAUUGGCAAUUGGGCAUUCCAGGGUUGCUGGACGGAGAGUACGAAUUCUCGCGCUCUAGCCGGUCUUGCCUAUGCCAACGAUUCUAUGACUUUGGAAUUUUGCGCCUCCUUUUGUACCGGGUUCAAAUGGUUUGGCGCUGAGUACGGACGGGAAUGUUAUUGCGGCAAUACACUUGGCACUGGGAGUAUCAAGGCUGCGAACCAAGCAGAUUGUAGCUUCUUGUGCCCUGGUAAUAAUCUCGAGUAUUGUGGCGCAGGCAACCGGCUUGAAUUAUACAGUCUCGCGGCUUCUACCACAUCACCAGCCGGUUUAUCCAAUUCUUCGACGACUUCAACGGGAAAUGCUUUAAGCAGUGUUCUAACCACCCCUGACUCUUCGAUGACAUUAAAGACAAGUGUCACAGUUUCCACUCCCACCGGCACAAUUCUCACUACUAGUACUACCACAUCAGCGAAACCAACAGGCCCGACUAUCGUGCCCUCAGUCGGCUUGUACAACUAUGCUGGCUGCUAUACUGAAGGAACAAACGUCCGUGCUCUCGCGGCAGCCUCUUACCCCUCGGACAACCAAACAGUAGCAUACUGUGCUUCUUCUUGUUCUUCCUACACUUAUUUCGGUGUUGAGUAUGGCCGUGAGUGUUGGUGCGGAAACAGCUUUGGUUCCGGAGCUGUCACCACGAAGGACAGCGACUGUUCAAUGUUAUGUGCCGGGGAUACAACCGCUUACUGCGGCGCAGGCAACCGCCUGAAUGUGUAUAUCAAGAACGGGACACUUUCUACCUUUGAGGCGAGCACAAACUCAUCCUCGAGUCUUGUGAGCACACCCUCAAGUUCUGGAAUAUCGAGCCUUUCUAGCACACAAUCCGCAUCCUCCUCAAUUUUAACUUCGACGGCAUCGACCUCGGCGGCCUCUAGCUCAAGUCCUUUCGUUAAAAGUACGAACUCGUUCCUAUCCUCUUCACCGCAACUUUCCACGUCAAGCAGCAGCAGUAGCUCCACCAAAAACUCCUCCGCAACCUCAGAAACACCCUCAUCAACCGUGCCUGUCGUUUCGAACGGAAACGCAAACUUCACUUACUACUCCUGUGUCACUGAACCAGUCAAUGACCGUCUCCUCUCCUCGAAAGUCCUCAGCAAUGGCACGGACAUGACUAUUGCGACGUGUCUCUCAACAUGCUAUGAUUAUGCCUACGCAGGCGUAGAAAACGGGCGCGAGUGUUGGUGCGGAAAUACCCUCAACAUAGCAGGCAAUUCAGAACCAACGCCUAGUGCGAACGUCUCGUAUAGCCAGUGCAGCUUUACUUGCCCUGGCAACUCAACGGAGUACUGCGGUGCUGAAAAUAGGCUGAGCCUCUACUGGUUUGAUAGCGUGAAGGCAAAAAAUAAUGCUGGUAAUGCUACGCAGACAUAG